Molecule: messenger RNA, 2776 nt
Organism: Cuscuta epithymum
Lineage: Eukaryota; Viridiplantae; Streptophyta; Magnoliopsida; Solanales; Convolvulaceae
Source: the annotation of a GenBank genome assembly
GAAUUUCCAAUCAAUUCUAAUUUGGUAUCAGACGCAAGUUUCUUCUUCCUCCCAUGGCUUCCGCCAAAUCCCCGUCUUUUCACCCCGCUCUAGCUCUUACAAACAUCAAAAGUUUUAUACCCAUUACUCUUGAUCUCGAGAAUGUGGAGUACGCCUCCUGGGCCGAACUUUUUAAGAUCACAACCCGUGCCUACCAGGUUGAAGAUCACAUCUUCCCCGUUGAGGCCGAUACUUCGGCUGCCUCCACCUCUACCACGUCUCCUCCAGACCUAACCCCAGAACAAAUCAUUGCCGCUGCCGCCGCCAAAGCCGAAUCCGAUGCUCUAUGGAAACGACUUGAUGCGAUGGUGUUACAAUGGAUUUAUGGGACUGUUUCCCAUGAUCUCUUGCACACUAUUCUCGAGCCCGAUUCUACUGCCAAAGAAGCUUGGGAUCGUGUAGCCGAUCUUUUUCUUGACAACAAGCAUACUCGAGCACUUCAUCUCGAGACUGAAUUCUCCAAUACUCGGUUGGAGAGCUUCCCUAAUAUCUCUACCUAUUGCAAGGCCCUCAAGAACUUGGCCACAAAGUUGUCCAAUAAUGCAGAGGUCGUAUCACUUUCUCCGGUCCGUAAACUAAUUAACUUGCAGGAAAAAAUGCCAGUUUGAUAAUGAAACUCGAAUUUGCUGCUCAAAUUUCUCAGAAAAAUAAUGUCCCGCUUCUCCCUCCAACUCCAAGCUUUGAGUGAGAACCUCUCAUUUGACAGCAGUGUCACAAGCUCAAAUGACAGCUCAGUUGGAACCACAGGUUUUGAUAUUGAUCCCGUAAAAUCUAAAUCAUCUGUCGCAAGUGAUCCUCUCCGUCUCUCCCUCCAGUCUACUUUCUCAAGUCAAACUAACUUGAAUGGGUUAAACGGUUCUUUAUAUAACCUUGAUAGCGCUAAUUUGGUUCCAAAUAUUUUUAUUGAUGAUGGAGCUGCCUCCAUAUUUCAAUUCCAGAGAGGUGUGGAGGAAGCUAGAAGAUUCUUUCCUGCCAUUAAUCCAAUGGUCAUCCAUUUUGACGAUAAAUACCCAUUGGAUCUAGAGACUGAGGAAUUGAACAGUGGUACUGAUGUGAGAUUUGAGAAGGAUUAUUCAGCUGAUUCAUGUAGAGGAAUGAAGCAUUACCGUGCACAUGAAAGUGGGCUAGAUGAUGAAAAAGAAGAAGGAAGGAACAAGAAGCAGAGUGCAAUUUAUGAGGAGGAUGACUUAUCAGAAGUGUUUGAUAGGGUUUUGCUGUGUAAUGAUGAUAAUCAUGAUGAUAGUCCAUCUAUAACCGGAAAACAAUCACAAAAAGGCCGAAAUGGACGCAAGAGCCGUUCAAAUAAACAAGGAGAGAGUUGUGAAAUUCUUGACCCCCAUUCUCUUUUGAUAAGUUGCGCAGAAUUUGUUGCCGCUGCUAAUUACAGUGCUGCUGUACAACAACUAUUGAAGAUCAGGCGUUACUCUUCUCCUUCCGGUGUCGCCAAUCAAAGGGUGGCACAUGCAUUUGCUAACGGUCUUGAGGCACGGCUGGCUGGAAUUGGGGUCCAACUUUGUGCUUCAUCAUCGUUACACAAGAUGAAUCGCUUUCCAAGUUAUGCUUGCGAGUUGAUGAAGUCCCACAUGUCAUCAUCCUUGCCAUUUAUGAGGUUAUUUAUUUUCUUUGUGAAUAAAAUGAUUUAUGAAGUAGCAUUAAAAGCUACAUCACUGCAUGUUAUAGAUUUUGGCAUUCUUCAUGGUGUCCAGUGGCCAACUCUUAUUCGGGAUCUUUCAAAAAGACGCGGUGGCCCUCCAAAACUUCGAAUAACUGGGAUUGAGCUUCCUCAAUCUGGCUUUCGUCCAUCGCAAAUAUUAGUGGACACUGGUUGUCACUUGGCUAGAUAUUGCAAGCGUUUCAAUAUACCAUUCGAAUUCAAUGCCAUAACAGCAAAGAAUUGGGAGGCACUUAAGAUUGAUGACUUGAAGCUCAAACGGGGUGAGGUGAUUGCUGUUAACUGUCUUGAUCGUUUCAAAGGCAUACUUGACGAUACAACGUCUGGUGCUGACAGCCCAAGGGACGCUGUUUUAAACUUAAUACAUGAAGUAAGCCCUCAUAUUUUUGUGAAUAGUGUUGGUAGUGCACCUCGGAACUCUCCUUUCUUUGUCAAUCGGUUUAAAUCGGCUCUCUACACCUACUCUGGUGUCUUUGAUAUGCAUGACUCUAUUUUUUCACGACAUGAUAGUCAAAUGUUAAAUUUUGAACAAGCAAUAAUGGGGCCCGUCAUAACAAAUAUAAUAGCAUGUGAGGGUGUGGAAAGGAUAGAGAGGCCUGAGACAUACAAACAGUGGCAUAGUCGCACAUUGAGGGCUGGGUUCAAGCCUAUGCCCUUGAACCUUGAACUCGUGAAGGAGUUAAGAGUCAAGGCGCGGGAAGCAUAUCACAAAGACUUUAUGUUUGCCGAAGACGGUCAUUGGGUGCUACAAGGGUGGAAAGGUCAGGUUUUUUCCGGUAGCUCUGCCUGGGUAACUGACAAUCGCUGAUUGACUGUACAGUACAUCAGCGAACUUUACAUUUCAUGAAACAUUGCAUCUAAGAGCAGGGGAAACGUUCCAAUGUUCCAUAUAUCAUGCCUUUCUAUAUCUGCAACUUAAAAUUUCUGUUUUCGGAAUCAGCGUUUUGGAAAUUUCAUUGCUUUUCAUUUUUAAUUUUUUAUGGGAUUUCUGGAUGAGAUUGGGAUCCAGGGGCGUAUUUAAUUUAUGUAAUUUUUCAUAGCUGCAUGGUCUUUGUGAUAUUUCAU